AUACAAAACCGGUAACUUAACAUUUCAUCAAUCUUCUUCAAUCGCUCCCAAAACAGGCGAAUUAGGGUUUUGCUCGAAGCUUACCGGAAAACUCAUCGAAGAUGGAUGCUUCAACGGACAAGAUCAACUCUCAGUCAGAGUACGAUUCAUCUGAAGAUCGCGAACGACAUUCGCGCGAACUUAAAGCCGGUUUACAUCCUCUCAAGAACAAAUUUGUAUUCUGGUACACUCGGCGCACACCUGGAGUUCGUACACAGACAUCAUAUGAAGACAAUAUGAAGCAGAUAAUGGACUUUAGCACUGUUGAAGGUUUUUGGGUGUGUUAUUGUCAUUUGGCUCGCCCAUCAUCCUUGCCAAGCCCGACUGAUUUGCAUCUUUUCAAACAGGGGAUUCGUCCUCUUUGGGAGGAUUCUGCUAAUUGCAAUGGUGGUAAAUGGAUCAUACGGUUCAAAAAGGCUGUCUCAGGGCGUUUCUGGGAGGAUUUGGUUUUAGCAUUGGUAGGUGAUCAACUUGAUUACAGUGAUAAUAUAUGUGGGGUUGUGUUGAGCAUCCGCUUCAAUGAGGAUAUAUUGAGCGUUUGGAACCGCAAUGCAUCUGACAAUCAGGUGGUGAUGGCUUUAAGAGAUAAGAUAAAACGACACUUGAAGCUUCCGCAUGGAUAUGUUAUGGAAUACAAGCCACAUGAUGCUUCCCUGCGUGAUAAUUCAUCAUAUCGGAACACUUGGUUGAGAGGAUAGAGAAGAAGCCGGGAUGCGGUGGGGCGGCCUGUUGUUGGGAUGCUUAUGAUGGUCAAUAUUUCGGGUCUUUGUUAUGUUUGACUAGCCUACCUUGAAUAUCAAAGAAAGAAGCAACAUUUGUCAUGUGGACAUGAUUUUGGAUAUUUUAUGCAUUAACUUAAAACUCUAAAUCACUUCAUGAUCAUCUUUAUUGUUA
Molecule: messenger RNA, 933 nt
Organism: Helianthus annuus (common sunflower)
Lineage: Eukaryota; Viridiplantae; Streptophyta; Magnoliopsida; Asterales; Asteraceae
Product: eukaryotic translation initiation factor NCBP
Exons: 6
Coding region: 102-737 (211 amino acids)
Biological process (GO): translational initiation
Cellular component (GO): eukaryotic translation initiation factor 4F complex; cytoplasm
Molecular function (GO): RNA 7-methylguanosine cap binding; translation initiation factor activity
Source: RefSeq, a predicted model, not a curated record